AUGGCACAGAGCAGCGUCUCCUCGCCAGCACGGCACAAGCCGCGGUCUGCCAAUGCAGGGUCGAGACAGACUUCACUUCCGCCUUCGAAGCGGCCGAAGAAGCUCCUGGCUUGGGCGACUGUGUUCCUUGUGCUAGCGCUGGUGUAUUCCGCUUUGGAUCGGGUGGUGUCGCGCUUCUACGUCUUUGACCCAGUAGCCGUGCACGCCAUCACCAAGAAGGCCGUUGCCGCAGGGCACAAUUCCACCCGUGCUCUAAUGGAUGACAUUGUCACCCAGCUCAAGCUCGACCCCAAAGCCGGUCCAACAAUGAAUGCCCAUUCAAUCGGCGAAGAGGACGAGUGGAUGUUUAACAAUGCCGGUGGGGCUAUGGGAUCCAUGUUCAUUCUGCACGCCUCCAUCACCGAGUAUCUCAUCUUCUUUGGAACACCAGUAGGGACAGAGGGACACACUGGACGACAUACCGCCGAUGACUAUUUCCAUAUCCUCACCGGAACACAGUAUGCCGCUCUACCCUCGUCCCUCGAGCGGGAAGUGUACGGUCCGGGAUCGGUGCAUCAUCUGAAGAGGGGUACAAAGAAGCAGUACAUGAUGCCUGAAGACGGGUGUUGGGCCCUGGAGCUAGCGCAGGGAUGGAUCCCACCCAUGCUCCCCUUUGGACUCGCGGAUACACUCUUCUCCACCCUGGACUUUGGAACGUUUGGCACCACGGUCUGGAUUACGGCUAGGGAGAUGGUGGGAAACCUGAUGAGGGGCAAAUUCUGA
Microstroma glucosiphilum is the source of this 762-nucleotide messenger RNA. Its product is annotated as C-8 sterol isomerase. Lineage: Eukaryota; Fungi; Basidiomycota; Exobasidiomycetes; Microstromatales; Microstromataceae. Gene Ontology annotation, biological process: ergosterol biosynthetic process. Gene Ontology annotation, cellular component: endoplasmic reticulum. The record is from RefSeq and is a predicted model, not a curated record. The coding region runs from base 1 to 762 and encodes 253 amino acids. The transcript is spliced from 2 exons.